AUUAACUGCAAAAUCACACGUUGUCAAACUUCACAAUGGCGACUACUGCCUUGAAGAACGAAAGAAAUUAAACGGGAAGGAUUCCCUUCCCAGGUGUACAUCAAAAGAGUGUUUAAGAAAUUGGAAACAUCAACGUUUGAAGAAUAUAUCUUACGGAAAGAAAGGCAGAUAAAGGUUGAACUUUACAAAGAAAAAGGAGAUUUAAUGAGGAAGUGAGUAACCGGUCAAUUUAACCUACUUUCUGCGGCGUAAUUUCGUCAUCUCUUGUGAAACACUUGAUUACGCUUGGUAUGGAAAUACAUCGGAUCAAGACUUUUAGCACGCAUCUUUAGCACAUUUGUAUCUAACAGACUUUGGUUCUACGCUUGAAAGUGUGGAAUACUUACACGCACAUUUUGUGUUUUUACAGCAGUUAAUUUGAACAAAAGAGUUUAUGACGUCAUAUUUUCAUGUACGUUCAUGAAAGUAUUCACGUAAGCGAUUAGUAAUUUCUACGUCUUCUUCAUCACCGGUGUUGUGGGUCAUUUUAUUUUCAUUUUUAUUUUUAAAGAAUACAGUAUUGUAUACACAUUUUGCAAACUAAAAAUAAUUUUGUCUGUGAUAAAUUGAAACUGAAAGUAGAGUUCAUCUGAAUUCUCAGCUGUGCAACUGUGAUAGUUAUUGUGUAUUUAUGAGUUUAACAGGUCUUAGGCCCCGACUUAUUCUUAGUAGUCAUGGGCCAAAACAGCAUAACUUGGAAGAAACUCACAAAGACCUAGUACCAACUGGGGGUUGUCUUACUCCAGAAGUUGUUUUUCAUAACAGUAAACCAAGCUUUCAAACAAAGCUUGACAGUACUAAGUGCAAAGACUGCAAGAUUGGAAAGUAUUUGUUGGAACAUAUCGAAGGAGAUACUUUCAAAGCAAGCGAUUGUGGUUCAGGGGAAGAAAAGGUUUGCAAGGUGUUUCCCAUCAGCAAGUACCGGGAGCGUCUCAGUGCUUACUGGCAGGUGGACGCCCACGACAAUAUCAGCAGUAUUUCCGAAAUCAUCCUCGGGGAGACCAAGGCGUAUGUGUUCUUCGAGCAUCAUCAUGGUGACCUACAUUCUUACGUUAGACAGAAGAAAAAGCUACGGGAGGAAGAGGCGACCAGUCUCUUUCGCCAGAUAGCAGCUGCAGUCAAGCACUGCCACGACUGCGGCGUGAUUCUACGAGAUCUCAAGCUACGCAAAUUCGUCUUCAAAAAUAAAGAAAGGACUGAGAUAAGACUCGACAGCCUUGAAGAUGCCUGCGUGCUAGACACGGAGGACGACCGCCUCUCCGACAAACACGGGUGCCCGGCGUACGUCAGUCCGGAAAUCUUGAACAAUGGCAUUCCAACGUACAGCGGGCGCGCUGCGGACAUGUGGAGUCUGGGCGUGAUGCUGUACACGAUCCUUGUAGGGCGCUACCCAUUCCACGAUAACGAGCCUACGGCUCUAUUUACGAAAAUUCGCAAAGGCCAGUUUUUAUUACCUCCGUCAUUGUCAUCAAAAGCGAAAUGCUUGUUGAAGAGUAUUUUACGCCAGGAUCCUGACCUGAGGCUCUCUGCAGAAGAGUGCUUGAGUCACCCGUGGCUAAGUCAGGGGCACCAGGGCGGCUCGGGAUUUGUCACCAUUAGUAACAAAUAUAACGAUCAAACUGUUCCAGAAUUUUUAGUCGACUCGUAUGACAAUGACAUUUUCUCGUGAAAUAGUCAUUUAAUUAAAUGUUUGUUACAUUUAUAUUAUAAAAAUAAGUACAUUUAUAAUGUUAUUUUUAAGACACACACACAAUUUGUUGGUUUUCUCUCUUCUCCACAUAUUGUUGCAAAAAUGUUUUUCCAGUGGUAAACGAUAAACAUCGUAAAAUUAAUUAAAUGUUUUGAAACUUUGCUGUAGACUGUGUCACACAAAGAGGAAGGUGUUUCUGAUUUGUAACAGAAAGUUUUUAUGAGAUUUUUGCAUGCUUUGGUUGUCAAGGGUUCAAGUACUAGAACAAAUCCAUGGAUAGACAAUCUUAAACAUCUCCUGUUAAAAUAUUUGUGUUAGCAGCUGGAUUUUGAAUAAUAAUCCAAGCACUGUUUUCUUUUGUUUGAUUAGAAAAAUAAAAAUAGCUUCACUUCCCUGUGGUAUGAACAAAACAUCACUGCUUUCGAGACUAAAUAAGGUAUUGAGGAUGCAAAAUCCGUUGAUUUUCCUUGCAUGAAAUAAAGUUAUUUGUACAUGUUGGAAAUUUACUUUCACAUGCAGAAUUGAACUAACUUCCUAUAAGAUCAUUAUAAUUGUGAACAGUAAAGUUACUUGAAGUUAUCACUAUGGUUACCUGAAUUAUUAGACUUUGUCAUCUUCUUACGAAUUGUGCAGAACACAGCUUAAGCAGGGAGAUUUAUAAAUGUCAUGAUUUAGAUUUUAGUGAAAUAUUUUAACACAACAUUAUUUAUUCAUUGUAUUGUUACAGUUGUUACGUGAUUUGUUCGUGUUGUUUUUGUUUGGCUUUGGAAAGCAUAGUAAAUCAUAGAGUUUUCUCCAUCAUCUGUGUAAAAAGGAAAAGAUAUAAUGCUAACUUAUACCCAGUGACUUUAUAUACUAAGGUACUUACCAGCAGUAUUUUUACCAUAUAUUUGUUAGCUGGAAAGACAUUUGAAUCCAAUGGUGUUAAAUUUUAACAUGUCGUGCUCUAGAAACAGAUUACAAUUCUGUUAGGUAAAGGGCCCUUAAGGCUUUAUGUGUUUCUUUUGGUUUCCUUGUGUAGAGCCAAAGAUUUAUCUGUUUGUUACAAAUGUGCAAAGAUGCGUGCUGUCAUUUGUGGAGGGUAAGCUCCAGAAGAUUUCCUCUAUGAAGAAGAAAUAAAGAAAAUAAAAAACUU
Messenger RNA from Dreissena polymorpha, 2864 nucleotides. Its product is annotated as tribbles homolog 2-like. The transcript has 3 exons. Lineage: Eukaryota; Metazoa; Mollusca; Bivalvia; Myida; Dreissenidae. Gene Ontology annotation, biological process: regulation of MAP kinase activity; positive regulation of proteasomal ubiquitin-dependent protein catabolic process; protein phosphorylation. Gene Ontology annotation, molecular function: mitogen-activated protein kinase kinase binding; ATP binding; protein kinase activity. Gene Ontology annotation, cellular component: nucleus. The record is from RefSeq and is a predicted model, not a curated record. Bases 671 to 1708 code for a protein of 345 amino acids.